AGUCACUGAUUGUAAAAAAAGCCCUUAAUUUGCGCGCACACACAAAACACACACACACACGCAGAGAAGGGUAUUCCAAUUCUAGUGAAGAGGCAAAUCAAUGGCUAACAAUCCUUCACAGCUUCUUCCCUCAGAGCUGAUAGAUAGAUGCAUAGGGUCAAAAAUAUGGGUGAUAAUGAAAGGAGAUAAGGAACUUGUUGGAACCCUCAAAGGUUUUGAUGUUUAUGUCAAUAUGGUUCUUGAAGACGUCACCGAAUAUGAGAUCACACCCGAGGGACGUCGGAUUACAAAGCUUGACCAGAUUUUGCUCAAUGGAAAUAACAUAGCAAUUCUGGUUCCUGGUGGCUCUCCAGAUCCAGAAUGAUUGACCUUAAGUUUACUGCGGUGAUCAUAUCGAAUGUUAGAUGUCUCUAAUUAAUAUGUUAAGGAUGGGGCACUUUUUAAAACCCAUCUUGGAUUUGGCUGUAGUUCAAACCUCCACUAUCCUUUGUAUGCCAUUCUAAAAAGACCUUAGAAACAUUUGUAAUUUCUUAAUAUCGUACUGUUUUAUUCUUCAUUAUUUUGCUACAUUUGGUUUUGUCAGGAAUUCAGGAUGUUUUUUUGAA
Molecule: messenger RNA, 605 nt
Organism: Erigeron canadensis
Lineage: Eukaryota; Viridiplantae; Streptophyta; Magnoliopsida; Asterales; Asteraceae
Product: sm-like protein LSM5
Exons: 4
Coding region: 101-364 (87 amino acids)
Biological process (GO): mRNA splicing, via spliceosome
Cellular component (GO): Lsm1-7-Pat1 complex; U6 snRNP; U4/U6 x U5 tri-snRNP complex
Molecular function (GO): RNA binding
Source: RefSeq, a predicted model, not a curated record